Messenger RNA from Cydia pomonella (codling moth), 1941 nucleotides. Its product is annotated as zinc finger protein 239-like. The coding region runs from base 134 to 1318 and encodes 394 amino acids. Lineage: Eukaryota; Metazoa; Arthropoda; Insecta; Lepidoptera; Tortricidae. The transcript has 3 exons. The record is from RefSeq and is a predicted model, not a curated record. Gene Ontology annotation, biological process: regulation of transcription by RNA polymerase II. Gene Ontology annotation, molecular function: RNA polymerase II cis-regulatory region sequence-specific DNA binding; DNA-binding transcription factor activity.
UAAAUAUCCACAAAUGUUGUCUACAAUAUCUUGUUCCUUUUAUAAGGACAGUUCUUGUAGGCCUGUCGACUAGGGCUUGCAAUAAUACUAAUAACCGGAUAAUUCCAUACUAGUCGAACCCGGAUCGCAAGCUAUGCAGGCAAGCGGCGUUUCUUUGGAGUUUGUUCGGGUGAAACAAGAGCCUGUGUGGGAGCAGAGUGUGGACGAGCCCACAGGACCGAAGGAUGUUGUGUAUCUACCUGAACAGAUAAAAAUAGAAGUGGAAUUUGAAGAGGAGAAACCAGUGUGUGUAAAGGAGGAGCCUAUGUGUGAAACGAAACUAGAGGAGGGGCCGGCAGUGAAGCUUGAAGUGACUCCUGAGCUCUCCGGUUUAAACCAACCAGUUGUCAUCAAACAGGAGCUCCGCCCAGACUCAGUAGAACCACCGCCCUCCAGCCCUUCGCAUGAAUCACAAGUCGCGAACGACCUGCACACGGAGGACAGGGACCGACAAACCGGGAUCUACGUUUGCGACACCUGUGGAAACACGUACCAACAAAUACACUACCUAAUCCAGCACAUUCAGAGGAAAGCUUGCAGUCACGCUGCCGAGAAAUCCUACUCCUGCGACAUAUGUGGAAACAAAUUCGCAACCAGAUCUAGUUUGAACCAACAUAGACACACACACGCCAGUACGAAGCCGUAUUCGUGUGAAACUUGUGGGAAACAGUUUACUGUGUUAAGUUAUUUAAAAGCCCAUGAACGAAGGCAUAUAGGUGAAAAACCAUUCAGUUGCGAUAUAUGUCAAAAAGCUUUUGCGAAAGUGAGUGAUGUGGAAAAGCAUAAACGUAUCCACACAGGUGACAAGCCAUACUUUUGCGAGGAUUGUAACAAGAAAUUCGCGCAUUUGAGUGAUUUAAAUAAACAUAAACGAACUCAUACUGGUGAGAGGCCAUACUCAUGCGAUGUUUGUAAUAAGAAGUUUAAAAUUUCGACUCAUUUAAAUACACAUAAGCGAAUCCAUACCGGUAAGAAGCCGUAUUCCUGUGACUCGUGCAAUAAGCAGUUUUAUGAUGAGGCCUCUUUAAGUAUGCAUAAACGGGUUCACACUGGGGAAAAGCCAUUCUCGUGCGACAUAUGUGAAAAGGAAUUUACGCGCAACAGCAGCUUAAUUACUCAUAGACGAAUUCAUACUCAUGUGUUCUUUUGCGAAAUAUGUAAAAAGAAUUUCAAGCAAUUAGCUAAUUUAAAGAAACAUUCUAAGAGACAUACCCGAGAAAAUAAUACUAAAUUAAAGGGUAGAAAGAAGACAUCUCCUGAAGUUAUAGAGAUCCUAUAGAGAGCAUAAUUUACACCGACUUACAUGGAUUUCCGUAGUUAAGAAAGACCUAGAGAAUAAGAAUAUAGACCCAACGACGACCCGGAACAGAUGUAAUUGGAGAAAAUUGAUUAGGAGAGCCGACCCCAAAUAAAAAUGGUAUAAGGCCAGAAGAAGAAGAAGAUAGAGAGCUUAAUUGUAUUGUAUUGUAUUCGGGCGAUUUUCCGCAACUCGACGACUUGCGCCUAUUUUGCGUGAUAUGUUGGGGGUGGGCUAGUCCUGCCAGCCCAGCUCCUCAAGGAAUCCUAUCAAACCUAUAAUGUUGAGUAGGACCUCGGGGAGGUCUCUCGGAGAUCCGAGACGUUUAGCCCUGUAUGGAGUCACUCCGCUGCAUUCCAGCACCACGUGAGAGAGCAUAAUUGUAUUUAUUUGAGUAUUUCAUGUUGCGGCGGAAGGAUGAUAAGAUAAAGAUAAAGAGAUAUCCAUUACAGGGGCUCCCAGCGGUUUUCAUCGAUUUUUGUAAAUUUUUGAGUCGUUAUUCCUACAUUUGCACUACAGAUAGAAUUAUAAGACAAACGGCUAUCGGUUCUUAAAUCUUUUAUCUCCAUUCUGGUCUGCCGGAUUUUGAAAAAAAUGAAUACUUA